AUGGAUAUCGACACGAAGAUAAAGGCGUAUCGCUUCGUCGCCUAUUCGGCUGUCGUCUUCUCGGUGAUUGCCGUCCUCUCGGUGUGCAUCACCUUGCCGAUCGUCUACAACUAUGUGCACACAGUGCGUCGACAAUUGCACAACGAAGCUAUACUUUGCAAGGGAUCAGCAAAGGAUGUUUGGGCAGACGUACACAAUCUGAAGAGAUUCCAACUGCCCCACAACCGUACAGCUCGACAGGCCACCUACCCAGCCGAUGCGGAGAUCAAGACCGAGGCAAAGAUCAGCGUCAACACAGGGCCCACCUACGAUUCUGGCUGCGAAGGCUGCUGCAUUCCGGGAGCACCUGGUGCACCCGGUGCCCCAGGUAAACCUGGACGACCUGGAAAGCCUGGAGCACCCGGUAUGCCAGGAAACCCCGGACGUCCUCCCCCAACUCCCUGCGAGAUGGUUACUCCUCCACCAUGCAAACCAUGCCCACAGGGACCUCCUGGCCCACCUGGACCUCCUGGUCCACCAGGAGACAAUGGAGUCAACGGUGAGCAAGGACCACCUGGAGAGGAUGCCGCCCCUGGAGAACAAGGACCUAAAGGUCCACCUGGACCACCAGGAAAGCCUGGAGCACCUGGAGAGGCAGGAGAACCUGGAUUGCCUGCCACCUGCGAACCACCUCAGGCAGGAGAGCCUGGACCAGUUGGUGAGCCUGGACCUGAGGGACCAGUCGGACCCGCCGGUCAGCCAGGAACUGAUGGAGCACCAGGUCAGCCUGGACCCAAAGGACCUCCUGGACCAGACGGCAAGCCAGGAGCUGACGGUAACCCUGGCCAGCCUGGACCUGGUGGACCACCUGGUCAACCAGGAGAACGUGGUAUCUGCCCCAAGUAUUGCGCAAUCGACGGAGGAAUAUUCUUCGAGGACGGCACUCGUCGUUAA
Molecule: messenger RNA, 933 nt
Organism: Cylicocyclus nassatus
Lineage: Eukaryota; Metazoa; Nematoda; Chromadorea; Rhabditida; Strongylidae
Source: the annotation of a GenBank genome assembly